This is a messenger RNA of Sorex fumeus (smoky shrew), 1772 nucleotides long. RefSeq names its product glutathione S-transferase Mu 1-like. The record is from RefSeq and is a predicted model, not a curated record. Gene Ontology annotation, molecular function: glutathione transferase activity. Bases 76 to 732 code for a protein of 218 amino acids. Gene Ontology annotation, biological process: glutathione metabolic process. The transcript is spliced from 8 exons. Lineage: Eukaryota; Metazoa; Chordata; Mammalia; Eulipotyphla; Soricidae.
CAAGGCUGAGCGCGUACUUUGUCUGUCCCGCAGCUGUUGUUGUGGGUUCUGCCACUCAGCGUGAAAACCAGCGCCAUGGCCAUGACCUUGGGGUAUUGGGACAUCCGCGGGCUGGCUCACGCCAUCCGCCUGUUCCUGGAAUACACCGGCUCAAACUAUGUGGAAAAGCUGUACUCCAUGGGCGACGCUCCUGACUAUGACAGAAGCCAGUGGCUGAAUGAAAAAUUCAAGUUGGGCCUCGACUUCCCCAAUCUGCCCUACUUAAUCGAUGGGCCUCACAAGAUCACCCAGAGCAAUGCCAUCCUUCGCUACCUGGCUCGCAAGCACAACCUGUGUGGGGAGACAGAAGAGGAGCAGGUUCGCAUGGACAUCUUGGAGAACCAGAUUAUGGACACCUUUUUGCAAAUGGCCCGGAUGUGCUACAACCCUGACUUUGAGAAGCUGAAGCCGGACUACUUGAAGGGACUCCCUGACAUGCUGAAGCAGUUCUCGCAGUUUCUGGGGAAGAGGCCCUGGUUUGCAGGGGACAAGCUCACCUAUGUGGACUUCCUGGCUUACGAUUUCUUUGACAAGCUCCGCAUGUUCGAGCCCCCAUGCCUGAAUGCGUUCCCCAACCUUCAGGACUACAUGGCCCGCUUUGAGGGCCUGAAGAACAUUCCUGCCUACAUGAAGUCCAGCCGCUACAUUGCCCGCCCUUUGUUCCUGAAACUCGCCGUGUGGGGCAACAAAUGAGCAGGGGCCGGACUCCAGGCACCGGAAGCCCACCCAGGACCAAGGCUUGUAGUGGGCCUUGGCAAAGCUCCACAACGCCAGAUACAGCUGUUUGGCUUUUCCACUCUUUGCUUCCACCAUCUUUGAUGCCUCCCAACUUUGGCCAGGCCCUUCAAGGCUUCUGCUCUCCUCCUCCCCCCAGUAGAGUCUCUCCCCCACCCCCACCCUCCUCCCGCAGAGGCUGCCUCUGAUCUGGGAGCCUGGUCAGGACUCUGACCUUGGACCACAGUCCUGAGCUCCCAGCACUUCCUGAGGAUUGGCGUUGGCGUGGUGUGUGGCCUGCGGGUGAGGGGACCCUUCUGCUCCCCAUCAGGCCUUCAUUCUCUCAGCAGUGGAUUGUCUUCUUUAAUUUUUCAGUUUGGUUUGGGGGACCUUGCCUCAAGAUGGGUCGCUGUGGGGUGGAGGUGAUGUAUGGUACGGGGGGGGGGCGGGGGAAGUGGAGGAGAGCUACUCCUGCCUCUCUACUGUCAGGGUGUGAUGGGGGGAGAGGGUGUGGGUGUCGCUUUCUACAUGCUGGGCAUCUGGACCAGGAUCUCCCCUAUUCAAGACAAGUGCCUUAAUCUCCAUGCUGUCUUCCUGGUGCGGUUUUAUUUUACUCCCUCAUGUUACUUGGUCUCAGGAUAGACUGUUUUGAAGGUGUGGGAUUCCAGUUGUCUGUUCUAUGUCCUGGAAGGGACUGGUUGGUUGGGAGUGUGUGCGCAUCUAAUAGGGAGGAUUGCCAGCUUCUUGCUCAUUUCUCUCUGCCUCACCCCCCUCUGUUUCCUGGCAUGGAAUCUCUUAAGAUGGGGUGCCCUUGUGCGCCUGAGUUUCUCCUUGUGCCCAUCUAUGCAAUGCCUCCUCUCAGCUGCAGGCUUGUUACAGGUUAGAGGGGCUCUGGGUUGCUAGAAAAGGGGGGUGGGAUCCUGUGGAACCCUGGGGGACUAGCCAUCCUGGAAUCUCAGUCCACUUUACACAUGCUUCCUCUGUGUUCUUACGACACAUCUCAAUAAAAUGCGUGGAGG